UAUUGUUAAAAUGAGUGAACAAAACAACGACGAUAUAACCGAUGGCACCAGCGAAAACGAUCGAUGCGUCGAAAUGUUAAACAAACGACCACGGCUGUUGUCUUUCCAAGGGCUAAGCUCCCAUUCACGUGCCCUUGCCGAUAGAGACGUUCCCGUACCGAUGGCUAGCACCUCGUCCAGCUCACUCGAACACAUCAGCCGUCGGGAGCAGCUGGCGAACGAUCUACGCAGCUGGCAGGAAAGUCAAAUCGCUGCCUGUAUAGAUGACAACAUACUAAACAUGGUAUUGGAACGGUUUCUUGUGUUCUUCGAGCGACGAAAUAAUAGCUCCAGCAGUAGCGCACAGCAACCUUCGCGGGUGAACGAUGAUGAAAUUUUGGAAGAUGAAGCAGUUCGAAUGGCAAUCAGUGCUCGGGGGCUGCUACCUGCCAGGGCGGAUGAAUUGGCCGGACCUUCCGGCAGCCAGUCGGUACCAGUUGCUGUGACAGAAAGCAAUCCCGUUGUAGAACCACCCGAACAAAGCUGGCCGGAAAUGGGUCGAGCUGUGCAUGACAAUUACAUUCUCGAGACGGCAGUGGCAGCGGCCAUUCAGGAGAAGGGCUUAAUAACGGGCUGUUCCGAGGGUGAAGAGUCGAGCGACAGUGAUGGGAGUGUGCAUGGGGAAGAGGACGACGCUAGGUAGUCGGAG
Anopheles maculipalpis is the source of this 688-nucleotide messenger RNA. RefSeq lists its product as uncharacterized. NCBI's taxonomy places the organism in Eukaryota, Metazoa, Arthropoda, Insecta, Diptera, Culicidae. The transcript has a single exon. Bases 11 to 682 code for a protein of 223 amino acids. The record is from RefSeq and is a predicted model, not a curated record.